Molecule: messenger RNA, 1383 nt
Organism: Schistosoma bovis
Lineage: Eukaryota; Metazoa; Platyhelminthes; Trematoda; Strigeidida; Schistosomatidae
Source: the annotation of a GenBank genome assembly
AUGGAUUACGAUUAUCCUACUACUACUACUACUACUACUACUACUACUACUACUACUACUACUACUACUACUACUACUACUACUACUACUACUACUACUACUACUACUACUACUACUACUACUACUACUACUACUACUACUACUACUACUACUACUACUACUACUACUACUACUACUACUACUACUACUACUACUACUACUACUACUACUACUACUACUACUACUACUACUACUACUACUACUACUACUACUACUACUACUACUACUACUACUACUACUACUACUACUACUACUACUACUACUACUACUACUACUACUACUACUACUACUACUACUACUACUACUACUACUACUACUACUACUACUACUACUACUACUACUACUACUACUACUACUACUACUACUACUACUACUACUACUACUACUACUACUACUACUACUACUACUACUACUACUACUACUACUACUACUACUACUACUACUACUACUACUACUACUACUACUACUACUACUACUACUACUACUACUACUACUACUACUACUACUACUACUACUACUACUACUACUACUACUACUACUACUACUACUACUACUACUACUACUACUACUACUACUACUACUACUACUACUACUACUACUACUACUACUACUACUACUACUACUACUACUACUACUACUACUACUACUACUACUACUACUACUACUACUACUACUACUACUACUACUACUACUACUACUACUACUACUACUACUACUACUACUACUACUACUACUACUACUACUACUACUACUACUACUACUACUACUACUACUACUACUACUACUACUACUACUACUACUACUACUACUACUACUACUACUACUACUACUACUACUACUACUACUACUACUACUACUACUACUACUACUACUACUACUACUACUACUACUACUACUACUACUACUACUACUACUACUACUACUACUACUACUACUACUACUACUACUACUACUACUACUACUACUACUACUACUACUACUACUACUACUACUACUACUACUACUACUACUACUACUACUACUACUACUACUACUACUACUACUACUACUACUACUACUACUACUACUACUACUACUACUACUACUACUACUACUACUACUACUACUACUACUACUACUACUACUACUACUACUACUACUACUACUACUACUACUACUACUACUACUACUACUACUACUACUACUACUACUACUACUACUACUACUACUACUACUACUACUACUACUACUACUACUACUACUACUACUAUAUUAGUAGUAAGAACGAGGAUGAAUAAUAGUCAUAGACUGUAUAUAUUAAAAAAAACUUUUUCUUUCUGUCUUAAUAAUAAUAGAAUAAUUUAA